UAUAUUUUUUUCUGUCACUGCGCUGCUGCCAGUGUAAACCGCCAUCAUGAGUUCUGACGCAGAGAUGGCCGUUUUCGGCGUGGCUGCCCAGUUCCUCAGGAAAUCUGAAAAAGAAAGAAUCGAGGCUCAAAACAAACCAUUUGAUGCCAAGACGUCAGUCUUUGUAGUGGAUACCACAGAGGCCUACGUGAAAGGAGCCCUGCAAAGCAAAGAAGGAGGGAAAGCCACAGUCAAAACAGAAGGUGGAAAGACUUUGACAGUGAAGGAUGACCAAACCUUCCCCAUGAAUCCACCGAAGUUCGAUAAGAUUGAAGACAUGGCCAUGAUGACCCACUUGAAUGAACCAGCUGUCUUGUAUAACCUCAAAGAGCGUUACUCAGCCUGGAUGAUCUACACCUAUUCUGGCCUUUUUUGUGUCACUGUGAACCCUUACAAGUGGCUGCCUGUCUACAACCCAGAAGUGGUCGAUGCUUACAGAGGCAAAAAGCGUCAGGAAGCCCCACCACACAUCUUCUCCAUCUCUGAUAACGCCUAUCAGGCCAUGUUAACUGAUCGUGAAAAUCAGUCUAUCUUGAUUACCGGAGAGUCUGGUGCCGGGAAGACUGUGAACACAAAACGUGUCAUCCAGUACUUUGCAACAAUUGCAGCUGUUGGUGACAAGAAGAAAGAUGAAUCAGCUAAAAACAAGGGCACCCUGGAGGAUCAAAUCAUCCAGGCUAACCCCCUGCUGGAAGCUUUCGGAAAUGCCAAGACCGUGAGGAAUGACAACUCAUCCCGCUUCGGUAAAUUCAUCAGAAUCCACUUUGGCACCACUGGAAAACUGUCUUCAGCUGACAUUGAAACAUACCUACUGGAGAAAUCCCGAGUUACUUUCCAGCUUAAAGCAGAAAGGAGCUACCACAUUUUCUAUCAGAUAACGUCCAACAAGAAGCCGGAACUGAUUGAAAUGCUUUUGAUCACCACCAACCCCUACGACUUUCCAUUUAUUAGCCAGGGGGAGAUCACCGUGGCCAGCAUUGAUGAUGCUGAUGAGUUGAUGGCCACUGAUAGUGCCAUUGACAUCCUUGGAUUCACUGCUGAAGAGAAAGUUUCAAUCUACAAGCUGACAGGCGCGGUAAUGCACUAUGGAAACAUGAAAUUCAAGCAAAAACAGCGUGAGGAGCAGGCAGAGCCUGACGGCACGGAAGUUGCCGAUAAAGCUGGCUACCUGAUGAAUUUGAACUCGUCAGAUUUGCUUAAAGCUCUCUGCAAUCCCCGUGUCAAAGUCGGAAAUGAAUAUGUCACCAAAGGACAGACAGUUCAGCAGGUAUAUAAUAACGUAGGUGCUCUGGGCAAGGCAGUCUAUGAGAAGAUGUUCUCGUGGAUGGUCACUCGUAUUAAUGAACAGUUGGACACUAAACAACCUCGUCAGUUUUUCAUCGGUGUGCUGGAUAUUGCUGGCUUUGAAAUUUUUGAUUAUAACAGUUUGGAGCAGCUGUGUAUCAACUUCACCAACGAGAAACUGCAACAGUUUUUCAAUCACCACAUGUUCGUCUUGGAACAAGAGGAAUACAAGAAGGAGGGCAUUGAGUGGGAGUUCAUUGACUUCGGAAUGGACUUGGCGGCCUGCAUUGAGCUUAUUGAGAAGCCAAUGGGCAUCUUCUCCAUCCUUGAAGAGGAGUGCAUGUUCCCCAAGGCAACAGAUGUUUCCUUCAAAAACAAGCUGUAUGAUCAGCAUCUUGGCAAGUCCAACAACUUCCAGAAGCCAAAGCCAACCAAAGGCAAAGCUGAGGCUCACUUCUCCCUUGUCCACUAUGCUGGGACGGUGGAUUACAACAUCACUGGCUGGCUGGACAAGAACAAGGACCCACUGAAUGAAAGCGUCAUUGGGCUGUACCAGAAGUCUUCGAUGAAGACAUUGGCUUAUCUCUUCUCCAGCUAUGCAGCAACAGAUGCAGAAGGUAGUGCAAAGAAGGGUGGCAAAAAGAAGGGGUCUUCCUUCCAGACCGUGUCAGCACUUUUCAGGGAAAACUUAAAUAAGUUAAUGAGCAAUCUCAGGACGACCCAUCCUCAUUUUGUGCGUUGCCUUAUCCCCAACGAGACAAAAACUCCAGGUGCAAUGGAACAUGCACUCGUGCUCCACCAGUUGCGUUGUAAUGGAGUGCUAGAGGGUAUCAGGAUCUGCAGGAAGGGUUUCCCAAGCAGGAUUCUUUAUGGUGACUUCAAACAAAGAUACAAGAUCCUCAAUGCCAGUGCAAUCCCUGAAGGGCAGUUUAUUGACAGCAAGAAGGCCUCAGAAAAGCUUCUCGGAUCCAUUGACAUUGAUCACACGCAGUACAAAUUUGGACACACCAAGGUAUUCUUUAAAGCUGGUCUCCUGGGGUUAUUAGAAGAGAUGCGAGAUGACCGUUUGGCACAAGUCAUCACUCGUACCCAAGCUCAGUGCAGAGGUCACUUGAUGAGAGUAGAGUUCAAGAAGAUGAUGGAGAGGAGGGAGUCCGUCUUCUGCAUUCAAUACAACAUCCGCUCAUUCAUGAACGUCAAACAUUGGCCAUGGAUGAAGCUGUUCUUCAAGAUCAAGCCUCUUCUGAAGAGCGCGGAAUCCGAGAAGGAAAUGGCCAACAUGAAGGAAGAGUUUGCGAAGACGAAGGAAAGUCUGACGAAGUCAGAAGCCAAAAGAAAAGAACUGGAGGAAAAAAUGGUUAAAAUUAUCCAGGAAAAGAAUGACCUACAACUUCAAGUCCAGUCUGAAUCUGAAAAUCUAAAUGAUGCAGAGGAAAGGUGCGAUCAGUUGAUUAAAACCAAGAUCCAAUUGGAAGCCAAGAUCAAAGAGCUCAAUGAAAGGCUGGAAGAUGAGGAAGAGUCAAAUGCUGAACUGACGGCCAAGAAGAGAAAACUGGAGGAUGAGUGUACUGAACUGAAGAAAGAUAUCGAUGAUCUAGAGCUAACACUGGCCAAGGUGGAGAAAGAGAAACAUGCCACAGAAAACAAAGUGAAGAACCUUACAGAAGAGAUGGCUGUUCUUGAUGAAAACAUUGCUAAACUUACAAAGGAGAAAAAAGCUCUUCAAGAAGCCCAUCAGCAAACUCUGGAUGAUCUACAGGCAGAAGAGGACAAAGUCAAUACACUGACCAAAGCCAAGACAAAGCUUGAACAACAAGUUGAUGAUCUUGAGGGGUCUCUGGAACAAGAAAAGAAACUGCGCAUGGAUCUUGAAAGAUCUAAAAGAAAACUUGAGGGUGAUCUCAAACUAGCCCAGGAAACCAUUAUGGAUAUAGAAAAUGAUAGACAGAAUAUGGAUGAGAGAAUAAAAAAAAAAGAUUUUGAAAUGAGCCAGUUAUUGAGCAGAAUUGAAGAUGAACAAGUUCUUGGUGCUCAACUUCAGAAAAAGAUUAAAGAAUUGCAGGCCCGCAUUGAGGAGCUGGAAGAAGAAAUUGAGGCGGAAAGGGCAGCAAGAGCCAAAGCAGAGAAGGCAAGAUCUGACCAUUCCAGGGAGCUUGAGGAGAUCAGUGAGCGUCUGGAAGAAGCCGGUGGGGCCACCUCUGCUCAAAUUGAGAUGAACAAGAAGCGUGAAGCAGAAUUCCAGAAGAUGAGACGUGACCUAGAAGAGUCCACCCUACAGCAUGAGGCCACAGCCGCAGCUCUCCGAAAGAAGCAUGCUGACAGUACAGCCGAACUUGGAGAACAAAUUGAUAACCUUCAACGUGUGAAGCAAAAACUGGAGAAAGAGAAGAGCGAGUUCAAAAUGGAGAUUGAUGAUCUAGCCAGUAAUUUGGAAACUGUAUCAAAAGCAAAGGCCAAUUUUGAAAAGAUUUGCCGCACCCUGGAAGACCAGCUUAGUGAAAUAAAGACAAAAGAAGAGGAACAUCAACGCCACAUUAACGAUAUCAGUGCUCAAAAAGCACGUCUGCAAACAGAGAAUGGUGAGUUCUCGAGGCAGCUGGAAGAAAGGGAGGCCUUGAUCUCUCAGCUAUCACGUGGAAAGCAGGCAUUCACUCAACAGAUUGAAGAGUUGAAAAGGCAACUGGAAGAAGAGACUAAGGCCAAGAAUGCCCUUGCUCAUUCCUUGCAAUCUUCCCGACAUGACUGUGACCUUCUCAGAGAACAAUUUGAAGAGGAACAAGAAGCCAAGGGUGAGCUGCAAAGAGCCCUGUCCAAAGCCAACGGGGAAGUUGCUCAAUGGAGAACGAAAUAUGAGACCGACGCGAUUCAGCGCACAGAAGAACUGGAGGAAGCCAAGAAGAAACUUGCUCAGCGUUUGCAAGAUGCAGAGGAGCAAAUUGAGGCAGUUAAUUCCAAAUGUGCUUCACUUGAGAAGACUAAAAUCCGGCUGCAGAAUGAAGUCGAGGACCUCAUGGUGGAUGUGGAAAGGUCUAACAGUGCUUGUGCUGCUCUUGAUAAAAAGCAGAAGAACUUUGACAAGAUACUGGCUGAAUGGAAACAGAAAUACGAGGAGGCACAUGCUGAGCUAGAGUCUUCAUUAAAAGAAAGCCGGUCGCUCAGCACUGAUUUAUUCAAGAUGAAGAAUGCCUAUGAGGAGUCUAUGGAUCAGCUUGAAACCAUCAAACGCGAGAAUAAGAAUCUGCAACAGGAGAUUGUUGAUCUGACUGAACAAGUCUCUGAAAACGCAAAGAUUCUACAUGAAGUGGAAAAAGCCAAGAAAUCGAUUGAGCAAGAGAAAUCCGAAAUCCAGUCCGCUCUUGAAGAAGCAGAGGCCUCUCUUGAACAUGAAGAAGGGAAGAUUCUAAGGAUACAACUGGAGCUUACACAGGUGAAAUCAGAAAUUGACCGGAAGAUCGCAGAGAAGGAUGAAGAAAUUGACCAACUGAAGAGAAACCACAUCAGAAUCGUGGAGUCCAUGCAGAGCUCGUUGGAUGCAGAAAUCCGGAGCAGGAAUGAUGCCCUCAGACUGAAGAAGAAAAUGGAAGGCGAUCUGAAUGAAAUGGAGAUCCAGCUGAGUCACGCCAAUCGCCAAGCUGCAGAGUCACAGAAACAACUGAGAAAUGUCCAGGGUCUGCUUAAGGAUGCCCAAAUUCAUCUGGAUGAUUCCCUCAGAUCUCAAGAAGAUCUGAAGGAACAACUGGCCAUGGUUGAGCGAAGAUCUAAUCUUAUGCAGGCUGAGAUAGAGGAAAUAAGAGCAGCUCUGGAGCAAACAGAAAGAAGCAGAAAGGUGGCUGAGCAAGAACUUCUUGAUGCCAGUGAGCGGGUCCAACUUCUUCACUCACAGAACACAAGUUUGAUAAACACCAAGAAGAAGUUGGAAACCGACCUCGCUCAACUACAAUCAGAGGUGGAAGAAUCUGUACAAGAAGCUCGCAAUGCAGAAGAGAAAGCAAAGAAGGCCAUCACAGACGCUGCCAUGAUGGCUGAGGAAUUAAAGAAGGAACAGGACACUAGCGCUCACCUUGAGAGAAUGAAGAAGAACCUGGACCAGACAGUAAAGGAUCUCCAGCAUCGUCUGGAUGAGGCUGAGCAGCUGGCACUCAAAGGUGGAAAGAAGCAGAUCCAGAAACUGGAGGCUAGGGUGCGGGAACUUGAAAAUGAAGUGGAGUCUGAACAAAAACGCAGCUCUGAAGCUAUCAAAGGUGUCCGUAAAUAUGAAAGGAGAGUUAAAGAACUAACAUACCAGUCUGAGGAAGACAAGAAGAAUAUUAUGAGGCUUCAAGAUCUGGUUGACAAACUCCAACUGAAAGUAAAGGCCUACAAGAGGCAGACAGAGGAGAUUGAGGAGCAAUCCAACACGAAUUUGACCAAAUUUCGCAAAGUUCAACACGAGCUUGAAGAAGCUGAGGAACGGGCUGACAUUGCAGAGUCCCAAGUCAACAAGCUCCGUGCUAAAACACGAGAAGUCACCAAGAUUGCAAAAAGUGAGGAAUAAAAGAGCAUGGAGCUGGGAGUGAUUGAAGAGCUGCACAAAAUGUGUGAACUCAUUCACUUUACUGUAUUUAGAUAUGUCUUAAGUUUCUAGCAAUAAAUAUUCUAGACCUUUGCAAAAACCCA
Messenger RNA from Pelobates fuscus (common spadefoot toad), 5979 nucleotides. Its product is annotated as myosin-1B. Gene Ontology annotation, cellular component: myosin filament; cytoplasm; myosin II complex. Gene Ontology annotation, molecular function: actin filament binding; ATP binding; microfilament motor activity. Lineage: Eukaryota; Metazoa; Chordata; Amphibia; Anura; Pelobatidae. The transcript is spliced from 38 exons. The record is from RefSeq and is a predicted model, not a curated record. Gene Ontology annotation, biological process: muscle contraction. Bases 47 to 5857 code for a protein of 1936 amino acids.